UUCAUGCUCCGAGCUAGAGCAUGUUAAUAACUGUAGUAAUCUAAGCUAAAAUUCAGUACAUUACAAACGGUAUUAUAAAUAAACAUGCGGAAGAGUUUAUUUCGAUAUGAAUCGGUGUUUGUGGGUUCAUGGAAUUUGUGGUUAACUUCGGUGCACGUAUAAGGAAAUGAAAGAAAAAGGGAAGGUGACCGUCAAGGCUACAUUACUACAACAAUGUAACUUGAUUUAUAGAUAUAGAUCACUCUUGGCUUUACACAUGAACACACAAAACAACUGGAUUGUCUAGAGACUUUUCCAAGUACAGUAAGCUUUAUUGUAGCUAGAUAGAGCUCGAGGCACCACGACCUCGUAGACUUGAUAAUGGCAUACAAGUACAGAUCAUUAUUUCUUAGAUCAGCCCAGCAGGUCUUCAAGUACUCACACUGUGAGGUGUGUUUGAGUAGUAAGCGCUCAGUGCCUGCCACCAACCAUUUGUAUUACAUAAAACCAGCUUUCCCCCCACUGGUGUGGACUUAUAACUUUUCUAGAAGCUGCUCAAAUUACAUUUCAGGUCAAAGCAGUUUUUCUUUAAGGACCCACACAUGUGGAGAAUUAUGUUCCAGUCAUAUAGACGAAGAGGUUACUUUAUGCGGCUGGAUUCAGUACUUGAGACAAGAUCUUUUUGUGAUCUUGAGAGACUUCAGUGGAUUGGUGCAAAUUCUGAUCCCACAGGAUGAGUCCAAAUCUGAAUUGAAGAAUGCUUUUCUUGGCCUCACAUUGGAGUCCGUCAUCAUGGUCAAAGGAAGAGUCAGGCGUAGACCAGAGGGGCAGGAGAAUAAGAAAAUAUUUACUGGAGAAAUUGAGGUCUAUGCCGAGAACAUGAAAGUGUUGAAUACAUGCCGAAAACUGCCUUUUGAAAUUAAAGAUUUUGUCAAAAAAUCAGAAGCCCUCCGAAUGCAAUAUCGCUAUCUUGAUCUUCGAUCAUCCAGAAUGCAGUACAAUAUAAGACUACGAUCACAAAUGGUGAUGAAAAUGAGGGAGUACCUUUGCAAUUUGCAUGGAUUUGUGGAUGUUGAAACACCAACAUUGUUUAAAAGAACACCUGGGGGUGCCAAAGAGUUUGUGGUGCCAUCUGGAGACCCUGGGAUGUUCUACUCUCUUCCACAGAGCCCACAGCAGUUCAAACAGCUUCUUAUGGUGGCUGGCAUAGACCGGUACUUUCAGCUUGCUCGCUGCUACAGAGAUGAGGGCUCCAAGCCUGACAGACAGCCUGAAUUCACACAGGUGGAUAUUGAGAUGUCCUUUGUAGACCAAGCUGGAGUCAUGAAUUUGAUUGAAGGCUUGCUCCAAUACUCCUGGCCAAAGGACAAAGGACAGAUUAAUGUUCCCUUUCCCACCAUGACUUAUGAGGAAGCCAUGAGAGACUAUGGAGUUGACAAACCAGACACUAGAUUUGGGAUGAAGCUUGUGGAUGUCACAACAGCAUUUCAGGGUACACAGAUAGAUUUCAUCAAGGAUGUACUCCUUCAGUCAGGGGGCUGUGUUCAGGCUAUCUGUGUCCCAGAGGGAACGAAACACCUGAAGGGUACAGACUUAGAGUUCCUCAAACAAGCAGCCAAGACACAGUAUGGCCAGGAGGUGAGUGUGGCUCCUGUAAGGGCAGAUGGUUCAGUGAAAUCCCCUCUCAGCCGGCUGCUCUCGGACACGGCCAGACAGCAGCUGCUCCAGAUGGCCCAGGCCAAUGCCGGGGACCUGAUGUUCAUCACGGCUGGACCCCGAGAGAAUGUGCGCCCUUUGCUGGGGAAGAUGAGACUGCAGUGUGCAGAGCUGCUUGAGGGCUAUGGCGUACCUGUUCGUGACCCCUCAGUUUUUCACUUCCUGUGGGUGGUGGACUUUCCCCUCUUCUUGCCCAAAGAGGACAACCCAGAGAUGUUGGAGUCUGCCCACCAUCCCUUUACUGCCCCUGUCCCUGAGGACGCCCAUCUUCUGUACAUUCAAGCACACAAGGUGCGUGGCCAGCAUUACGACUUGGUGCUGAAUGGCUGUGAGAUCGGAGGAGGUUCUAUCCGCAUCCACAAUGCCUCUCAGCAGCUGUAUGUCCUGGAGACCAUACUCAAGGAAGACCCAUCCCUUCUUUCUCAUCUGUUAGAGGCUCUGAACUCCGGAGCCCCUCCACACGGUGGAAUUGCAUUAGGGCUGGAUCGACUGCUCUCAAUCAUUGUAGGAGCUCCCAGUAUCAGGGAUGUCAUAGCUUUCCCAAAAUCAUUUAGAGGCCAUGACCUCAUGAGUCGCGCCCCAGACUUUGUUUCUGAAGAUGAUCUAAAGCCAUACCAUAUUUCGGUGACCUGGCCUAACAAGGAUACAGAGGGACAAGACAAUAUAAGCGCUUAAAUGGUUAGGGUUAGUUCACACUAAAAUGUAAAUUCUGUAUUCGUUUACUCACCCCAAUGCCAUUCCAAACCGUAUUAAUUUAUUUCUUGAGGGGAAACAAAAGAUGUUUAGCAGAAUGUUUACUGUGAUUUUUUUUUUUUUUACAUGCAAUGAAAUUGAAUGGUGACCAGAGGCUGUCAUAUUCAUAAAAGUUUACCAGAAAAAUAAUCCAUAAAGAUUAAUUCAUUGUAUUUCAGAUCUGCUGUCGCCAUACAAUAACUUUGUUUGAGGAACAGAUUGUAAUUUAAAAUCUUUAAAUUCUUGUUGGACAGCCCUGGUCACUAUUAGCUUUCAUUGUAUGGAAAAGAGCAGAUUUGCCAUUCUGCUAUAAAUAGCUCCUUUUGUGCUCCACAGAAGAGAGGACGUCAUACAGGUUUCAAGAGACAUGAGGGUGUGUAAAUGAUGCCAGAAUUUUCAUUUUUUGGUGAACCUUUCCUUUGAUAUGAUGUUCAUGAUUUCCAUUGGGACCAUGUGAUCACCAUCUGUGCCCAUUUCUGGUGAUGGAUUUUUUUUGCCUUCACAACAGAAGAAGCAGGAUUACUUUCGGUCCUGUGAGAAUUGAGCUCCAUCCUCUGAGUGAAGGCAAUAUCUGAGUCCCUACUGCUUCAUGAUCCAGGUCGUCUUCUCUGCUACAUCAGCACAUGAAUCAUGUACAUUCAUCAUCAAAAACAUGCUAUAUAAUUAGUGUUUUCAAGUAUAAUUUUUAAAAAUUAAAUUAAUUCAUUUUGUAAAACGUGUUCUGUUCCAAGACUCCAUUCUAUGCUUUAGGUUCAGAGAGAGAUUGGAUUGUGAGAGUGGCUGAAUAUUUCAGUAGGGGGCAGGGUUGUUCCAUUGCAAGUGUUUACAAUACCCCCCCCCCCCAUCCAGAUAGCCUGCGGCAGAGGCAGCAUGCACGCAUUCCAUAUCUUACAUUUUUCCCACCACCAGACAUACCGAAUAAAGCUAUAUUUCAGUUUUUCUCAGUGAUGCCUUAUCUGCAAAAGCAGAUGCUAAUUUUUCAUGCCCAGGUACAGCUACUCAUUACAGCCAGUGUUAUUUUGAAGCAGACCAAUGUGUUGGAUUGGAAAAAGGCUGCCAAGCUGUGAACACAGUUCUGUGUAUGACAUACUGCUUUUGCUGUUCAUCUAAUUACUUUUUUCCCUUAAGUAUCCACUCAUUGCUUAUUUCCGGUACAUGAACAUGUUUACUUUUAAAUAAGUGACCACAUCCAAAAGCGAUACAGUUUAAUGCUUUAGAACAGGGGGCUUGAAUCUCUAUCAGUCCAAAGUCCACAUGGUGGAUAGAGAGACAAAGCAUGGACGUAUUACACAUUGUAUAAAGUUGUGUGUUGCAUUUUAAGACUGGCUUAUAAUGUGUGUACAGUUCCAUAUUAAUGUAUUUAUUUACGUACUUUGUGAUGCUUACAUUGCAAAGCCAUUAAAAAAUCAUUAUUGAUGUACAGAGUUGUAUGUACAUUUGGCCUUUUACUUAAUGCAUUUUACUGUUGGUGGGACAAUGAAACUUUAGCUCUGGUUGAAGGUAACUUAAUAUUGUAUAUUUGUUUAAUGCUUAUUUUAUUAUUACCUUAAAGUUUAAGAUGAUAAAGUGCCGCUAAAAAAAAACAAAAAAAAAACAAGAUAAGCAUGCUUAUCACAAUCAGUAAGCCAGUCAGCAGUGCUUUCGUUCAGUCACUUUACCUGUUGAUUGCCUGGAGUUUUUGGCAACAUGUCCAAGUUCAAAAAGGGAUAGUUCACCCAAAAUUUAAAAUUCUCUCAUCAUUUACUCACCCUCAUGCUAUCCCAGAUGUGUAUGACUUUCUCUCUUCUGCUGAACACAAAUUUUUAGAAGAAUAUCUAUGCUCUGUAGGUCCUCACAAUGCAAGUUAAUGGAUACCAAAAUUUUGAUGCUCCAGAAAGCACAUAAAGGCAACAUAAAAGUAAUCCAUACAACUCUAGUGGUUUAAUUCAUAUCUUCAGAAGUGAUAUGAUAGGUGUCUUUUUUUCUUUCUAUAAAUUCUCCUUUCUGGCCAGUAGGUGGCGGUAUGCACAAAGAACGCAAAUUGCCCAAACAAAAGAAGAAUAUGAAAGUUGAGAUUAAUAGAAAAAAAAAGGACUUUUGUUCAGUUUUUCACUGACACCUAAAUGAAUUUUCAUUUUUGGGUGAACUAUCCCUUUAACUAUUCAUGUGUGACUACCCAGCAAACACAUAUACAUUGUGGCGACGUUGCUGCAACGUUUUAUUUUACUUUGCAACAUUGUUUGCGACGUGUUCUCCAUGUUGUGACAAUGUAGAAAUGUAGAUGCAAGAAGACUGUGACAAUGUUGUUGCGCAACUUUCAGCAACUGCAAGAGGACGUUCCAGCUACAUUUGUUUAUUUCUUAUGCCAUAGCAACACAUUACUCUUGAUUACCCAUUAUUUAACACAUUAAGCCUCAAAAUAAAAUAACACAUUAUGCAAAAACAUUUUAACAUUGCUUUCUUCUUCGAAAGUUACGUUUACAGUAAAAUAUUAAAUUAUAAUCAACACGUGCCAACUUUGGAGAGUAAAAAUGCAACACGGGGUCAUAUCAUGAUUUUAUUAAUACAUAUUACAAUGGUAUUGACAUUUUUGUAAUUACACUACCAAAAAGUACAUAUUAGUAAAAGUAUAUACAAAACACGUACAGUAUAAUACAGGUAUAAUUAAGAAUAACAACUUAAAAAAUAAAGUAAAUAAAAAUAUAAAACUUCACAACCGUAAACCUAAAAUACUGAGCUUAUUGUCUCCCUCUCCUUACUGACAGCUCAGACAGUCUUGAGAUCACUGAACAGCUGAAAAAUAGAUACAUAACAUUAAUAUAGUGUUGGCAUAAUAAUGUUCUUCCCCUUACAGUUGCACGUUCUUUUAAAGCUUGAGACAUUUAUACAUCUUUUAUU
This is a messenger RNA of Myxocyprinus asiaticus (Chinese sucker), 5304 nucleotides long. RefSeq names its product aspartate--tRNA ligase, mitochondrial-like. Lineage: Eukaryota; Metazoa; Chordata; Actinopteri; Cypriniformes; Catostomidae. The transcript is spliced from 17 exons. Gene Ontology annotation, molecular function: aspartate-tRNA ligase activity; nucleic acid binding; ATP binding. Gene Ontology annotation, biological process: aspartyl-tRNA aminoacylation. Gene Ontology annotation, cellular component: mitochondrion; cytoplasm. The record is from RefSeq and is a predicted model, not a curated record. The coding region runs from base 361 to 2370 and encodes 669 amino acids.